Messenger RNA from Cuscuta europaea, 1831 nucleotides. The record is from the annotation of a GenBank genome assembly. NCBI's taxonomy places the organism in Eukaryota, Viridiplantae, Streptophyta, Magnoliopsida, Solanales, Convolvulaceae.
CGGAGAACCCGGAGACCGCCCUGGCGCAAGCAGGCAAGCAGCAGAGCCAGUGAACCACGCCUCCACACCGGACCGCCAGCCGCCAGCUCACCGACCGCCGUGCCGCCCGUGCGUCCAUCGUCCCACUCGUCUGGUCCCUUCCCGCCUUCCGCCCUCCGUCUUCCACCAAACCCAGUCAUGAAUUCUUUAUCCCUGCCCAAAAUUGGCUGCCUCGUCUCCUUCCCAUCAUCUCAUUUUGCCGCUGCAAAAUCCCAAUAUAUCUCACUCGCUUGCUUACCUGAUAAGCUCCACGUUUCUUUCUCACUCUCUUCCUCCUCGCUCCCCUUUCUUCUAUCUCUCUGGAGGGAGAAACGCAAACCCCAUUUUCAAGCUCUGGUGUCUGCCAUAACCGCCAAACAAGAAGAGGACAACACUAUCCCUGACCAAGACGAAGAAGGAGGCGAAGCUUUCAAUAUUAAAGGAGACAAAGAAGGGCUUUUGGAGGCUGUUGCUGAGGAAGGGUCUGCAAUGCAUUCUGAAUCUCAUAUAUCCCAAGGAGAGGCUCUGAGAUUCAAGGAAUGGGAAGUGGAUAGGUUUCAAGAUGAGGUUGCUGCUAGCCAGGGUAUAACGAUUCGGAGAAGGCCAUCUACUGGACCACCUUUGCAUCAUGUUGGCCCUUUUGAAUUUAGGUUAGAGAAUGAAGGGAACACUCCGCGGAACAUACUAGAAGAGAUUGUAUGGCAAAAGGAUAAGGAAGUUCACGAGAUGAAGGAAAGAAAGCCUCUUGGUGCAUUGAGAAAAGUACUUGACAUAGCUCCGCCUACUAGAGAUUUUGUUGGCGCUCUUAAAGAGUCAUAUUCUAGAACUGGAUCGCCUGGUUUGAUUGCUGAAGUAAAGAUGGCUUCUCCAAGCAGAGGGGUAUUAAGAGAAGAUUUUGAUCCUGUAGAAAUUGCCAAAGCUUAUGAGAAAGGUGGAGCAGCAUGCCUGAGUGUCUUAACUGAUGAAAAGUUUUUUAAGGGAAGCUUUGAAAACCUUGAGGCCAUAAGGAAUUCUGGAGUAAUGUGUCCUUUACUAUGCAAAGAGUUUAUUAUUGACGCAUGGCAAAUUUAUUAUGCUCGAGUCAAAGGGGCUGAUGCAGUUCUUCUAAUUGCUGCCAUUUUACCCGAUCUUGAUAUAAAGUAUAUGCUUAAGAUCUGCAAAUUGCUUGGGCUUGCUGCACUUGUUGAGGUACAUGAUGAGAGGGAGAUGGACUGUGUGCUUGGAAUAGACGGGAUUAAACUGAUUGGGAUCAAUAACAGAGACCUAGAAACUUUCGAAGUUGAUAUUAACAACACAAAGAAGCUCCUGCAAGGGGAACGUGGGGAAAUUAUCCGUGAAAAGGGCAUAAUUGUUGUUGGGGAGUCUGGACUGUUUACACCUGCUGAUAUUGCCUAUGUACAAGAAGCUGGCGUUAGAGCAGUCUUGGUGGGGGAGUUGAUUGUGAAACAGCGAGACCCUGCACAAGGUAUUGCAGAAUUAUUUGGAAAAGAUAUCUCCUACUGAGCCCACCUCCCACAAGAUUGUAGGAAUUUUGGGGUUUGAAUGAACUUUGCAGUGGAUCGGUGUUGUACAAUUUUGUGCUGUGCAGUGGUUCUUACAUGAAUUUGUGCUCUACCUAGUGGCUUAACAUCUUUAAAAGCUCCCUGGAUACCGGUUAGUUAGUUAGUUAUCUAUAGCCGAGUUGCCAAUAAAAAGAAUUUGCUAGUCCUCUUGAAGAUGUGUCUGGUGUUGGACAAGCUAUAUUGAUUAAACAAAAUAUACGGAGUAUAUCUUUUACGGAUGCAUUUUUAGGGUUUUAGUUAAUUAGAAGGAG